Messenger RNA from Empidonax traillii (willow flycatcher), 2332 nucleotides. It is a transcript of the gene PGS1, whose product is annotated as phosphatidylglycerophosphate synthase 1. Gene Ontology annotation, molecular function: CDP-diacylglycerol-glycerol-3-phosphate 3-phosphatidyltransferase activity. Bases 1 to 1686 code for a protein of 561 amino acids. Gene Ontology annotation, cellular component: mitochondrion. The record is from RefSeq and is a predicted model, not a curated record. The transcript is spliced from 10 exons. Gene Ontology annotation, biological process: cardiolipin biosynthetic process. NCBI's taxonomy places the organism in Eukaryota, Metazoa, Chordata, Aves, Passeriformes, Tyrannidae.
AUGGCGGCGGGCGGCGUGGUGUUGUGGCGGCGGCUCUCGGCCUGGCUGCCCCCGGCCUGGCUGUCCCGCGGCCGCCUCGGCCUGUCCGCGCUGCUCGGCCGCCUCUCUGACCGCCUCUCCCGCGGCCGCGACCGCCGCGCCCGCAGAUCAUCAUGGCUCCUUCUAGCCCCGCUGCUCAGCCCUCCUGUUCCAGUGAUCACAGCCCCACCAUGUUCGCUCUGUCCAGAAGGAGCACACAGGUUCCAGUGGAUCAGGAAUCUGGUCCCAGAGUUUGGGAUCUCCAGCUCACACGUCAAGGUGCUUUCAUCCCCUGCAGAAUUCUAUGAACUCCUGAAGGCGCAGAUCAAAGCAGCUAAGCAGCGAGUGGUGAUGGCCUCACUGUACCUGGGAACAGGGCUCCUUGAGCAGGAGUUGGUGGAUUGCUUAGAAGAAACGCUGGAGAAAUCGCUGGAAGCAAAAGGCUCGCCUGAUCUCAGAGUUUCCAUUCUCCUGGACUACACCAGGGGCUCCCGGGGCAGGAAGAAUUCUCGGACAAUGCUGAUCCCGUUGCUGCAGCGAUUUCCUGAGAAAGUCCGUGUGUCCCUCUUCCACACCCCAAACUUGCGUGGACUUCUCCGGCUCCUGAUUCCAGAGCGUUUCAAUGAGACCAUAGGGCUGCAGCACAUCAAGGUGUAUCUCUUUGAUGACAAUGUGAUCCUGAGUGGUGCAAACCUGAGUGAUCUGUACUUCACCAAUCGGCAGGACCGCUAUGUCCUGCUGCAGGACUCUCCAGAGAUUGCAGACUUCUUCACAGAGCUUGUGGAUGCGAUUGGGGACGUGUCCCUGCAGUUACAGAGAGAUGAUACAGUCCAGAUGAUGGAGGGGAUGGUACACCCAUACCGAGGAGACAAGGCUGCUUACUGCGAGAUUGCCAACCGGAGGGUCAUGGAGGUCAUCAACUCUGCCCGGACACGGCAAGAGCUCCCUCAUGCAAAGACUUUCCACAGCAGCCAUGCAGACAGCUCCCUGUUAUCCCAGCAAGGCUCUGAAACAUCUGGGGGUCUGAAACCAGAACCCGACACCUGGAUCUAUCCAUUAAUCCAAAUGAAACCUUUUGGUAUUCAAAUAGAUGAGAUGGUCACAGAGACACUGCUGACCGAGGCUGAGCGGGAUGCCAGGAUAUACCUCACCACUGGCUACUUCAACCUGACUCAGGCCUACAUGGACCUCAUCCUGGGCACGAGGGCCGAGUACCGGAUCCUCCUGGCCUCGCCAGAGGUCAAUGGGUUUUUUGGUGCCAAGGGGGUGGCAGGUGCCAUCCCUGCUGCCUACGUUUACAUUGAACACCAGUUUUUCAGCGAGGUGUGCUACCUGCAGCAGCAGGAGAGGGUGCAGCUGCAGGAGUACUCCCGGGCCGGGUGGACGUUCCAUGCCAAAGGCCUCUGGCUGUACCUGGCAGGGAGUGACCUGCCCUGCCUGACCCUGAUUGGCUCUCCGAAUUUUGGAUAUCGAUCGGUUCAUCGUGAUUUGGAAGCCCAGGUUGCGAUAGUGACAGAAAAUAAAGCCUUGCAGCAGCAGCUCCAUCAGGAGCAGGAGCGGCUUUACCUCUGCUCAGGUGUGGUCUCAACAUCAACGUUUGAGCAGCCAAAUCGUUAUGUGAAGCUGUGGGUGAAGCUGGUGACACCUCUGAUCAAGAAUUUCUUUUGAAAGAAGGAAAGCUGCUGCUUUGGGUUGAAGGUCCAGACGUAGGUGGGCCCUCGCAUCCGUGUCUUGUAGACGGGACAUUCGUAGAUGUUGAUGGUGUCCACGCGGUCCACAGGGAUGGCUCUGAGCAAGAUGACUGGCAUGGCGGGCGUCAGCUCCUUCAGCAGCGCGUCGGCAAUCGACCCUGAGGCCACAUCCCAGCGCGCACCUGCAACGUGACAGCGGUGUCAUGACCUUACAGCUGCCCCCGGGUUCUCCCUGCAGGGGCUUUGUUCGGAACUACUGAUGGGUGGGAGCUGGAAGGUGAAGGUUGGGUAGAGUGGCUCGGUAGUGGUUAGGGCUGACGUGUCCUCGACUCACUGUGACCCAGGACUGCAUUUGCCUUACUGUGUGUGGGAUAUCUGAAUAAAUUCUGUCCCCACCCCUCCCUUCAGCUCAGCUUUGCAUGGGAAUUGCAGAGCUGAAGGUGAACUAACCGUGGUGGGAUCUACCACACGCUGUCCUGUGUGCUCUGUGUUCUUGUCCAAGCAGACCCUUCAUCUCCUCUGCUGAACUGCCUCCUUCCCCCUCAUUGCAGCAGUAAUUAUUAUAGGUUUGAGUUUUCCAAUUUGUCUUACUCAUACAUCAAAUAAGAAUGUGACAUAUUUAA